UCAUCCUCCAUUCAUCAUCUCCAAGCGCCCAACAACAGCACACACCGGGAAUGACAGAACCAAUGGACAUAGACACGCCUACUUCCGGCCCAGCUUCCGGCGCCCAACCUCGAAACGCGAUGGCGGCGCUCAUGGCGAAUGCGAAGGGAAAAGGCAAGGAGAUUGCCUCCCCAGCUGCGGAUGGAAAGGCCGUGGAUGACAAAGAGGGUCUUCCUUGGUAUGUCCUUCUUCCCUCAUUUCUCAGGCUUUUGGGAUGUUGAUGCUCGUUGGAUGGGAUGAUAGGGUGGAGAAGUACAGACCUGUUUCGCUUGACGACGUUGUCUCACACAAGGAUAUUACCAGUACCAUCGAAAAGUUUAUCGAAGCCGGACGAUUACCUCAUCUCUUGUUAUACGGACCCCCAGGUACCGGUAAAACAUCGACCGUCCUCGCCCUUGCCCGUCGGCUAUAUGGACCUGCGUACAGGAAACAUAUCCUCGAGUUGAACGCUUCAGAUGAUCGAGGGAUUGAUGUGGUGCGAGAGCAGAUUAAGAAUUUCGCAAUGACCAAGGUGCUAUUCUCAAAAGGUUUCAAGUUGGUCAUUUUAGAUGAAGCGGAUAUGAUGACACAAGCAGCUCAAUCUGCACUUCGUCGAGUGAUCGAACAGCACACUAAGAAUGUGCGAUUCUGUAUCCUCUGCAACUAUGUCAACAAAAUCACCCCUGCUAUCCAAUCUCGAUGUACCAGGUUUAGGUUCUCUCCCUUGCCAGAAAAAGAAAUACAAGUCAAGGUGGAUGAGGUCGUGCAAAAAGAAGGGGUGAACCUUACGGAUGAUGGUCGGGAUGCGAUUCUCAAAUUAUCUCGAGGCGAUAUGCGACGGGCCCUCAACGUCCUCCAGGCAUGUCACGCGGCGUACGAUAUAGUUGAUGAAACGGCCGUUUACAACUGUACAGGUAACCCGCACCCCAGGGAUAUCGAGCGUGUCGUACAGAGUAUGAUGGCAGACGAAUUCGGGACCGCUUACUCGCUUAUCACCUCUCUUAAAAUUGAAAAAGGUCUUGCGCUGCAAGAUUUGAUUGCAGGCGCAUACGAAUUCUUAGAUACUGUCGAAUUGCCAAAGCAAAGCAGGAUAUACCUGCUCGAUCAUCUGGGAAGUACCGAGCACCGACUAUCAUUAGGCGGUUCGGAAAAGAUGCAGCUCACAGCAUUGUUGGGAGCGUUCAAAGUCGCCGUAGAACUUUCUCAGAGAAAGAUUUGAUUUUGUUUGUCUUUUUUAUUACGCAUGCCCAUGCACGUCGCGUGUUUUUAUAUGUAUGUUGCAGUGCAAAAGU
This is a messenger RNA of Cryptococcus deneoformans JEC21, 1310 nucleotides long. RefSeq names its product DNA replication factor, putative. NCBI's taxonomy places the organism in Eukaryota, Fungi, Basidiomycota, Tremellomycetes, Tremellales, Cryptococcaceae. The record is from RefSeq and is a predicted model, not a curated record. Gene Ontology annotation, biological process: DNA repair; DNA-templated DNA replication. Gene Ontology annotation, molecular function: DNA clamp loader activity; ATP hydrolysis activity; ATP binding. Gene Ontology annotation, cellular component: nucleus; Elg1 RFC-like complex; Rad17 RFC-like complex. Bases 254 to 1237 code for a protein of 327 amino acids. The transcript has 9 exons.